Molecule: messenger RNA, 468 nt
Organism: Colletotrichum siamense
Lineage: Eukaryota; Fungi; Ascomycota; Sordariomycetes; Glomerellales; Glomerellaceae
Product: putative RNA polymerase II transcriptional coactivator
Exons: 2
Coding region: 1-468 (155 amino acids)
Biological process (GO): positive regulation of transcription initiation by RNA polymerase II
Molecular function (GO): DNA binding; transcription coactivator activity
Source: RefSeq, a predicted model, not a curated record
AUGCCUUUCACCAAGGGUUCCAAACGCAGCGCAAAGCGCGACGCGCCCAGCGACUCUGACGACGACAAGCCCGUCAAGAAGACCAAGACCUCCAAGUCCGAAGAUCUCGGCAGCGGCAAAGACAACAACGGAGACCCGUACUGGGAUCUCUCCGGCAAGCGCCGCGUGGGUGUCUCCCAAUUCAACAAGGCAACUCUCAUCAACAUCCGCGAGUUCUACGAAAAGGACGGCAACAUGCUGCCCGGAAAGAAGGGUAUCUCCCUGUCGGUCCCGCAGUACGAGGCCCUCCUCAAGGCCGUCCCCGCCAUCAACGCGAAGCUGCGCGCCAUGGGCCACGACGUCGGCGGUGCUGCCGAGGACGGCGCCGCCCCGGGCGCCGAGGAGUCUUCCAAGGCCGUGUCCAAGGAGAAGAAGUCCAAGUCUAGCAAGGCUAACAUUGAGGCUACCAGUGAUGAGGAGUCAGACUAA